AUGACCCAGCAGUCUCUGUUUUCUCCUGCGAGCUCAAGUGGUCCCUACCAACAGCAAGCGGGCAACCCGGCUGGGUAUUCUGCUCAAGCCUGGCACCCAUCACAAACCUCCCCAGCCGCCACAUCGGAGGCGCCCUUCAACAGCUAUCAUCCAACUCCUCCUAUCAAACCUGAGGAGCCAUAUGGCCAGCAUGCACCGACGCCCGCCGUCCAUGGCUUGCCCGCCUCCGACGCUGCUGAACAAGCGCAAAAUGCAGCAGCACCCAUGUCUCCUCAAUCCGAAAACGGCUGGAUGUCAGGCUCAUCUUCUGAUCACACAGAGAAAGUUUCUAAGAGGGAGGGCAUCCCCUUUUUCGUUGACAAUCCCCCUCGUCUUCGACCGGAUGGUGUGAGGAAGAAGAACGCUCGCUUCGACAUACCGGAGGACAGGAAAGUUGACACAAUCGACAGAAUCAUUCUUCAGACCGACCCAGGCAACGAGACCCUGUUGAAGGAAUUGAAGCAGCAAAAGCGACUACUGAGGAACAGGCAAGCAGCCCUAGACUCUCGUUGCCGAAAGAAGGAACACACAGCAAAGCUCGAAGAAGAGCGCAAGAUCCUUUGUACUAAUAUGGAGGUCAUGGAAGAGGAGCUUGGUCACCGGCGUCAACAAGAGCAAAUGUGGAUGCAUGAGCGAGCACAGUGGCAAGCCGUGUUCGAACGUCUUAACAUGGAGAAGGAAGAGCUCGUCCGCCAGCAUACUCUCGAGACUGCCGAAUUACGAAAGAAGAACAACAUCCUUUUAGAAGAUGUCCAGCGCCGAAGCAGCCUGUCGAUGUCUACCGUGCCAAGCUCAGCCGGAUACUCGAGCACCUUCUCCGAAUUCGAUCACCUGUCCAUCAAUGAAAGCCCAACUUGGGAAGAUUUUUCGCUUCUUAGCUCCCUUCCCGAAAACGAGGCGUCACCGCAACCUCAUACCCAGGGCAAUGCCCAUAACCACGAAGCUGCUGCGGCAGGUAAGGACGAGGAGAAAUCUGCUGCUUCGGGUCUUCUGUUUAUGCUUCUUCUUUGUGGAGCUUGGGUCGCUUCGAAGGGGGCCUCAAGUGCUGCGGCUGUGCCUCAGAUGCCUGACGAGGUCAGAGCAGCCUCGACUGCCGUCCUCGAUAACAUCUAUAAAGAUGCUGGACUUCAGACUUCGAACGUUCAUGCUGGCGACUUGAAUCAGAUUAGGCCUUAUCCUCAGCAAGACGGCCACACGGGUGGAUCUCUGCACCCUACAAGUGACCCUUUCAUGACAUUCCAUCAACUUACUGGACCAACACAUCAGCAGCAGCGCGAGGAGGCUUUCUCCCUUUCUGCUACGCAGUACAAUGCGAUCACGACUGAUGAUAAUUCUUAUUCCACGACUCCGCAGUCCUCACCAAAACCUCGACGCAACCUUCAUGAGGCAUUAGUGAACAUGCGUGCUGUAAAGAAGGGCACAGCCUCAGAAACUUACGCCAAGAGCCUCCUGUGGGAUGAAGUUCCGCUUAACGUAGUCAGAGAUUUUGCUAGAAUGGUUGGCGAGAGGAAUACAGAACCUCUUAGCUGA
Bacidia gigantensis is the source of this 1569-nucleotide messenger RNA. RefSeq lists its product as uncharacterized. The transcript has 2 exons. Gene Ontology annotation, biological process: regulation of DNA-templated transcription. Gene Ontology annotation, molecular function: DNA-binding transcription factor activity. NCBI's taxonomy places the organism in Eukaryota, Fungi, Ascomycota, Lecanoromycetes, Lecanorales, Ramalinaceae. The record is from RefSeq and is a predicted model, not a curated record. The coding region runs from base 1 to 1569 and encodes 522 amino acids.